CGGUCUGUGGCUGGGGGCAGCGGGGGGAUGCUGCGGGCUGUGACGGGGCUGGAGGCGGUGCGGCUGCCGGCGUGGGCAGCCUUUGAGGAUGGGGCUAAACACCGGGAUGUCCUGGCUCUGGACACAGAAGUGGGGCUGGAUGCUGCUGAAGCGGGGGAGCGGGCGCUGUGCAGCCACCGGAGGGUGCCACAGGGCUGCGCCGGGGGGCCUGGACCUGGCGGGGGAAGGCCUCGUCUUUGCCCGGGGUGGGGCCAAAUCCGAGGAUCCCCACCCCUCGGUGUGAUGUUGCCAGUGCUUCUGUCUGUGCUGGUUGCUGUCCCGUUCCCAUGGGCUCGGUGCCGCGCCGUGAGCAGGGCGAGGGCUGGAUCCCAGGGCCCGGCUGGGCAGGAGAAAGUUGCGUGGCUCUGCUGGAGCCUCGUGUCUGUCGUUACGCUGCUCUCUUCAGCCAGGUGCCUGGGGACAGCGGGUCUUGCUCUGGAGCGGGCUCCUGCCUCCCCUGUGGGUUCCCUGCCCAGCAGCUGCCGCUGCUGUAGGUGAGGAAGUUUCUCUGUGGGACAGGAAAGUGCUGUGUCUUUGGAGGAAAGGGUUGACCUCAACAGCUGCUUCUGGCUGCUGUGAUUUGUCUUUUACCACACUGACAAAACAGGGACGUGUGCCAUCCAAAGGCUGAACGGCAGGAAGUUGUUGCUCUAUUUUGCACCUGCUGAGCUUCAAGGAAAAGCUCUUGGCAUACAAAAGGGGAAAUGUGGAGAAGAGGGUGAUGCAGAUGUUUGCAUAUCCCACCUCUGCCAUACCAGGGCAGGAGCCAUGUCUGUGACCUGGAAUGGGCUGCUGGGUGUGGGGUCCUCAUGUCCAGUAGAUCCCAACUUUGGGGUCAACCCCACACUCCUCAGGCCCAGGGUGGAGGAGAGCCCUGGCUUCUUCGGGCAGCCCAUGUGGAUGGUGCAGUUUCUGCCCUCACACUCCCUGCUGCUCCCCAGGGGCUGUGUUGGUGGGCACCUCAGCGCAGUGGGACGAUCCCUGCUGGAGGCACCCUGAGCUCUGGCACCGGUGCCUGGCACCAGACCAAGGCAAGUGCUUGGCCCAAGCUCAGAACGUGCCUUGGCAGGACCCCGGGGCAGCCUCGCUGCUUAAUAUUGAUGGGUAUUGCCUGCACAGAGGCCAGGGGGCCCCAGCCCUGCAGAUCGUUUUCCCAUGUGCUGGGCCAGAUCAGGUUCCUCAUCACUCCCAGCAAAGCUCUCAGGCAGGACAAGGGGCUCAGCGGGCAGGGGAGCACUGGCCCGGGGCUGUCCCUGGGCCUCUCAUUUGCUAGUGUGUGGUACUGUUCAAUGAUUCAGGCAAGGAGAAAGAGGAAAUGUUGGGACUCUUGGAGUGAGGCUGUGAGGUUGGGAAGGUGGCCUCUACCAGCUUGGUCCAGAAGUUGAGGUGAAGGGAAGUAGUAUCCUUCACUUUAAGGAGGGGCUAGGGGAGGAGGGGUAAUCCUGUACUGUCUCCUCCACAUUUUCCUUGUGUGGAUUCCCCUGUUCAUGAACAUGUUGGGAAGGGCUGAAAUCAUCUCUGGAAAUGGCCCAGCAUCCUGGAUGUUCAUGCCUUCUCUGGUUUCCUCUGAGUCAGACUCUCCGUGUCGCUCCCCCGGCCCCCUCCCCGCUGGGAAAGACGAGAUGGGACCAGAGAGCACCUGAGCCCAGAUGCUGAGGGGCCUGUGCCCCCUGCUCCGUGCAAAGAGACAUCCCGGCGACAGCGGCCCCGCAGCCUGCAGGAGCCUGGGCUCAGCUUCUCCAGCUCGGCAUCCUUGUCAGUUCAGGGAACUGCACUACCGGCAUCAGCACGGCCGGGAGGGGAAGCCCUUCCCGAGGCACAGCCAGGCAGCAGGGUGCCCUGCCCACGCCGAGCUCCUGUCCCCCCAGGCGUGGUGUGGCGGGGAUGAGGAGCCGGCAGCGGAUGUUCGCCGCGGUGAUGCGCCUGCUCCUCAAGUGCCUGCGGCUGGGGCGGCGGCGGCGGUUCAAGCUGGUGCGGCAGGUGGAGCAGCUGUGGCACUACGGGCACCUCUGCCUCCGCUCCCUGCUCUACAACUCCUUCACCAAUGGCGACGUGGUGCUUGACUCCCUCUUCGAGCCGGUCUACUGGCUGGUGGACCACGUCACCCGAUGGUUUGGUGUGGUGUUUGUGGCACUGGUGAUUGGGCUGACGAGCUCUAUUGUGGCCAUCGUGUACAUCUGUCUGCUGCCCCUCAUCCUGCAGACCUACACACCUGCCUGGAUAUGCUGGCACCUCGCCUAUGGACACUGGAACCUCAUCAUGAUUGUCUUCCACUACUACAUGGCUAUCACCACUUCACCUGGGCACCCACCACAGGCCAAGAACGACCUCACUGGCGUGUCCAUCUGCAGAAAAUGCAUUGCCCCUAAGCCAGCUCGCACCCAUCACUGCAGCAUCUGCAACAGGUGUGUGCUGAAGAUGGACCACCACUGCCCCUGGCUAAACAACUGUGUGGGACACUACAACCACCGCUACUUCUUCUCCUUCUGCUUUUUCAUGACCAUGGGCUGCAUUUACUGCAGCAUCAGCGGCUGGGAGAUGUUCCGGGAUGCCUACGCAGCCAUUGAGACAUACUACCAGACCCCACCACCCACCUUCUCCUUCCGCCAGAGAGCUUUCCACAAGAGCGUGGUCUACCUCUGGGUCCUGUGCAGCUCGGUUGCACUGGCCCUGGGUGCCCUCACGCUGUGGCACGCUGCCCUCAUUACUCGUGGGGAAACGAGCAUCGAACGCCACAUCAACAGAAAGGAGAGGCAGAGACUGCAGAAGAAAGGCAAGGUGAGCAUAGCCCACGGCACGGGGGCUGGCUGGGGCAGAGCCAGACGUGAUGUGCCUCUCCCUGUACUGCAGGUCUUCAGGAACCCCUACAGUUACGGCAGCUGGGAUAACUGGAAGGUGUUCCUGGGUGUGGCUGUGCCAAGGCACUGGCUCACCCGUGUCCUGCUGCCCUCUCCUCACCUGCCCCACGGGACAGGCCUGAGCUGGGACUUGCCUCCCUGUGUGACAGAGCAACGCGCACCACUCCUGGCAAUCUGAGGCCCUGUGCUCUGGACAUCCCUUCCCACAGGCAGGGGAGCGUGUGGGGGACCCACUCCACCACUGCAGCUUCCUUUGGCCAAAGUGCCUGGCAGAAGGCUGGCACAUACCGCUGACUGGAGCCGGAGCCAUGGGAAACUCUAUGGACAGUGUUGGUGCCUGGACACCUGCCCUCUUGGCUCUUGGUGGCUGCAGGCAGCCCAGGGGCGAGGUGGCAGAGCUGCUGCUCCCAGCUUCAGCUGGAUGGUGCUGCUCUCAUUAGCACAGGUAUGGGCCAGCAUUGGCCCAGCUCAGCUCUCUGAAGGGUUGGGCACAGAGGAUGGCACCCCCAAGUGCUCUCCAGGGAGUCUUUUUAAGACCAUCUAGUAAAUAUUGUUUUUUUUUUAAGGGA
Lonchura striata (white-rumped munia) is the source of this 3466-nucleotide messenger RNA. It is a transcript of the gene ZDHHC16, whose product is annotated as zDHHC palmitoyltransferase 16. Lineage: Eukaryota; Metazoa; Chordata; Aves; Passeriformes; Estrildidae. Gene Ontology annotation, molecular function: palmitoyltransferase activity. The record is from RefSeq and is a predicted model, not a curated record.